ACAGAGAACAGAGUAGAACAUGGUUAGUUGAGGUAGCUGGACAAGUGUGGACCAUUUCAUAAACAACAGAGAGUAGAGUAGAGCUCUUUCACAUUAAAUUUGAUCAACGCAGAACAGCAAAUGGUGAACCCAACCACAACGAAUCCGAUAUCUAAGAUGAAGAAAUCGAAAAUCCUCUGCCUUCACGGUGCGCUUCUUAAAGAAGAGCUUCAAAUAUGGCCUUCAAAUGUAUUGGAAAGGAUGGACCUUGUGUUCAUAGAUGCUCCUUUUCGUGUGGAGGAUGAAGAUUUUCCGGCUUUUAGCUGGAUUCACGCUCAAGAUACAACCCAAAUGAACAUCAUGUUCAAUGAGUCCAUCGCAUACAUUGAGGAAGCUAUGAUAAAGCUUGGCCCAUUUGACGGGGUUCUCGGCAUGUCUAUGGGAGCUUGUGUAGCGGCUACCUUACCAGGAAUGCAAGCGCAGGGUGUUGCUCUCACCAAAGUGCAAGAUUUACAAUUUGUCAUGGUGAUAUCCGGAAGUAAAUUAGAUUGUCUAGGGCCUGAAGUUCCAAAGCUAGCCGAAAAUGCAUUUUCCUCUCUUAUUCAGAUUCCCUCACUCCACUCCUUCGGUGAGAACGAUUUCACAAAGUUGACUGCAAUUGAACUAUUGGAUUUUUUUCUUGAUCCUUUUGUUAUUUUUCACUCCGGGGGUCACGAGGUACCAGAACUAGAUGAAAAAGGUUUGAAGGUAAUGAAGAGUUUCCUGGACAAGGUUCAAGCCUCAUUUGCAGCUCCUAAAGCAAUCCGCUCACUUAUGUAGCUCUGUCAACAAAUUAAGAGGAUGUUGUCUGAUUAUCUGAUGCAUCAAGUACCAAACACAAGAUACUGCUUUCUAUCACACCGGAAUUUGCAAGUAAAAGAGUUACUGUACAAGUAUAAUUGUUGGUUCUCAACUAAAUAUAUUUCAGAUGUGUAAUUCUUUCUUAAAUCAAUAGGAUCAUAAUUUUAUAUGUAUAAUUUAUUUAUAAUACUUUCAGCUUUCUUUUAUA
Molecule: messenger RNA, 1027 nt
Organism: Daucus carota subsp. sativus
Lineage: Eukaryota; Viridiplantae; Streptophyta; Magnoliopsida; Apiales; Apiaceae
Exons: 6
Coding region: 121-798 (225 amino acids)
Source: RefSeq, a predicted model, not a curated record